Molecule: messenger RNA, 3148 nt
Organism: Varanus komodoensis (Komodo dragon)
Lineage: Eukaryota; Metazoa; Chordata; Lepidosauria; Squamata; Varanidae
Gene: MTFR1L
Product: mitochondrial fission regulator 1 like
Exons: 8
Coding region: 1728-2588 (286 amino acids)
Biological process (GO): aerobic respiration; mitochondrial fission
Cellular component (GO): mitochondrion
Source: RefSeq, a predicted model, not a curated record
AGAAACAGUUUUUUAAAAUAAAACUGCUGUACACUGCCUCAAACACUGUUUAUUCAGUGCUUAAUGAGACAUUCCUGUGUAUGACUGUUCAGAGGUAAAUCUCUCUGCAUCAGAACUUCCUUCCAGGUAACUGUGUAUAGGAUUGUAAAUUUAGGACACAACCGUAUGUGUGUUUGGACAGAAAAAUGCCCUACAGCUCCCAGCAUUCCCAACCCAGCCAAGCUUUUUCAGUUGAGCCCAUAGUCUCAUGUAGUGGGAACAACUUAUGGCAAGGUCUGGUGUAUGCGUAUUUGAACUUUGACCCCUCUGUGUUUAAUGGAAGUUACUCCUUAGUAAAAAUAUUUAGGAUUGCAGCAUUGAUGCCAUAAAAAUAAAUGUGUUGGGCUUUAAGGUGCCAACAGUCUGGGAAGGUUGUCAUUCUGUGCAGGAUGCUUUUAUAUGCACCAACAUGGAGAUUCUGGGAGAGGACAUUUGAUGGAUCAAGGCUUUCAGUGGGAGACUACUGUAUAUAUUGUAAGUCGUCCAGAGACACUAGUGGUGGACAGGUUAGAAAAACGUUUAAAAAUAAAUAUAAAUAUAAAGAGCUGUAUCUCUGGUUGUUAAUAGCAGAAAGUUAUCUGCAUGGCUUUUUAGCAGAAUACUUUUCUAAGAUUUAAGUUUUUUCUUUUUUUUAAAAAAAGCUUCUGGUAGGGAAUAAAGUGUGUGUGCUUACUUGGAAGAUGUCACAUAGAGUUUCAUAGAUUUUACUCUCAAGUGGGUGUACAGAGAAUUAAAAUGGUGACUUCUUUCUAUUUCCUUGACUGGAAAUUCCAAACAAUAAUGGCAUAGCUUUUGUAGUGUUAAUUAGGUGUUUUUCAGUCUCUUUAUACCUGGGACAUAGUUGUGGGAGGGGUGUUAUGGGCUGAAAUUAGAGGCACACUUGAAACAUAUAUUUUCUUAUCAUUCUUAUGCGUGCACACGCACAGGGUGGAACAUACCCUUACCUUGUAUUCAUCCAUAUACGCUGAGCAAAACCUAAGUGCCUUCUUUUCAGCUGAGGAAGCAGCUGAGUUGUCCUGAGGAGUAGCUUAUAAUUUCUGAUCUGUUGUUGUUGCUGCUGACCUUGUUAAAUCUCAGUUUGGCUUCCCUUUGUUAAGUUCCCUCCUGCACCUACCAGCGCCUGCACGCAACAUAAACAGCACGUGAGCUGGGGACAGAUAAGCACCAGCUCCACUUGUGCCCCUGGCGGAGUGACAAGUUAAAGAACCCCUGUCUGUCAUGCGUCGUUAUCCUUGGUUGGCUGAGCCCUGAUCCCGCUGCAGUUUGUGUCAGUCUGUUGACCUUGGCUCAGCCUGGGAGAAGCUACUGGAAGGCUUUCUGUUUGAGAUGUUUAAACAGACUUGUUGCUGCUGAGCAAGUAGCUUUGUGAUGGGUUCUUUCUUCUGAAGGUUAUAGCAAAUGUAUCCGAGGAAUAUAUAGACACACUGGUUCAGAUACUAGGAAAUCUAGCUGGCUAUCCCAGAGAGCAGUUGGAUCAAGGCUGGAAUAAUUGCAGAGUUUUGGAUUGCUGAUCCGUGGUGAAUGGGACAUUGGCCAACAGCUUCUCAACGACACAGUCCUGCUUAGUACCUUCUGGUUAUCCUGUGAAUCCCAUGUUUUGGUGAGGUGAAGUAUUAUGAAGCUAAUACAUAAUUUGUGGAAGUACAGUUUUGGCCUUUGACUUAUUUCUACUUACUGUUUGGUCUGAGAUGGAGGCAGAUUUGACUAUCCCAAUUUGGCAGAACAAACCGUGUGGCUCAUCACGCAGCUUCGUGAGAAGAAUUGGGACAAAUCUUCCUUUAAAACCAUGUCCUAGAGCAUGUUUUCAGGCAUUACCAAAUGUUUCAGAUCUCUAUUUAAAUGACAUUCCCCCUGUCCCCACCCUGGCAGAUGUUGCGUGGAUCGCUUCAGACGAUGAAGAAACAUAUGCUAGAGUCAGAACGGAUACUCGGCCCCUGAAGCACAAGUGGAAACCCACUCCACUCUUUGUUAUUCAGCGGAAUGCCUCGGUUCCGAAUUUGAGAAAGCAAGAAGAAAAGUUGUUGGCUUUGAAGAAACCAGGUUUACCUGCUUUGAAUCGAACUACAGAACUCCAAGAAGAGUUGAGUCACCUGCGAAGUCAGAUUGCUAAGAUUGUAGCUGCAGAUUCAGCUUCCUCUUCAUUAACGCCAGAUUUAUUAUCUCCAGGAAGUUCAAAUGUCUCUUCUCCCUUACCUUGUUUUGGAUCCUCAUUCCAAUCUACAACUUCCUUUGUCAUUAGUGAUAUCACAGAGGAGGAGGCAGAAUUAGAAAGCCCAGAGCUUCCGUCUGUGUCCAUGCUUUGUUCUGCAACCUCUGAGUGUUGUAAAGCAGACCCAAAAGAUUCUGACGAUGAAGAUUCGGUGUCUCUGUCAAAGGCCAGCAGUUUUGCGGAUAUGAUGGGCAUUCUUAAAGACAUUCAUAGGAUGAAACAGAACAAAGACUUGAACAGAACUUUACUGAAAGAGGAAGAUCCUGCAGUUCUUAUAGCAGAAGUUCUACGAAGAAAAUUUGCUUUGAAGGAUGAAGAUGUGAACAUGAAAAAGAACUAGCAUCAUGCUUAUUAAAGCAAAUUAUUGUGCUUCAAAAGCCUUCCUUGAGCAUCAAGCAUCCUUUAGGGAUUAGAUUUUGUGUGUGUGUGUGCGCGCGCGUGAGUGUAAAUAACUCCUAGGUGCAAGAAACCAUCACUUUGCUAUGUUUUUCCACAUAGCCAAUAGAACUUUUUUUAAAGGAUAGUUUUCCACAAUUUGAACUAAAGCAAGAUACUUUGACAGUGACAUUUGCCACCAACUGACUUAGUAGCAAGUUAAAAACAACCUGUUUGUAAUUCUGAAGCCACUGGUACAAAGAUAUAAUUUUUCCUUUCACGUUACAGGUAAAGGUUUCCUUUUUGGAAUGUUAUGUCGGUUUUCUGAAGCCUUUCUGUUGACAAGAAAUGUCAUGUGCUGUUGGGCCGGGGAGAGUAUGAAGACGCUGGCCUUGCAUCAGCCUUCUUUCUUUCCCCUCCCCUCAAGUUAAGGAAAGAAAUACAAACUGUACUGCUUGUUCUUCUCCCUUGGCACAGAGUCAAGUGUACUGAAUGAAUAAAAGAAGAAAAUAGCUUAAUUUAAAA